UAGAAAUAUUCUAGUUCGAACAGUAUAUACGAAAACAUGUUACAACUCUUCAAAUUGAAAAAGGUUAUAUUCUCGUUGAUACACAACCCAAUAAUUUUAUUUUUUAAACUAGUACUUAGCAAUUAAGUAUACAAGUUUUCUGUGAAUUGUGUCCGUUUAAUCUGAAAUAAAAAUUACAUAUCUUUAUCUAUUAUUUAAAGUAUAUCUAUAACUUUUUCUUUUUAUCAAAAGAUGGCUUUACAAGAUUUUCCAAGAGGAGGAGAAAAACGUAAAAAUACAACAACUUCAAAACAAUUAUUAUAUAAAAAUACUGAAAGUAAGAAAAAAAGAAAAACCAAGGAUAACAGAAAAUUUAAUAACGCAAGUAGUCAAGAAUCUGACUUGGUCGCUUCUACGAGCUCAAAAGUAAAAAGGAAAGAAAAAUCAAAAAUCUUAAGUAAUGGUGAAAAUGAUAAAACUAAAGAGCAAGUAAAAAUGAAAAAUAAUUCAAAGAAAAAUAUUUCCAAUAAAAAUGACGUUAUGAAAUCGAAUGGAAAAGCACUCCCACGAAAAAGAAAGCCUGAGGAAAAAUGUGAUACACAUAAAAAUAAAAAAUUAAAAAAGAGAAAUCGAAAUCUUAUUGAUAUGAAUAAAACUGACAAUGACGUCAAGAAUGAACAAAAUACAAAAGACGAUAAUAAACGUCAUAAAAAUAAGGAAGAUAAAAGCAAUAAUAAAAAAGAUGUUAAGUUAGGCCAUGAAAAUACACUUAGUUUACCUCAAUGUGGUUUUUACUGGGAUCCAAUGCCAGACUUAAGAUUAACAGCCGAUAUUCAAACAUCUAGUGAUAGCGAGGACGACACAGAGAAACAAAAAACAUCAAAAGUGAAAAAAUUAAAUGCUGCUCAGCGUAGAGAACAAGAACGACAAAAAGAACGUGAAAUAAGAGAACGUGAAGAAGCUUUAGCAAGCAAUCAAAUGCCUAAUUCAGUAGAUCAGUUUGAUAGAUUAGUAUUAGCAAGUCCAGAUAGCUCAUUGGUUUGGUUGCAAUAUAUGGCUUUUCAUUUACAAGCAACAGAACUAGAAAAAGCAAGAGCUGUUGCAAAAAGAGCUAUUAAAAUAAUUAAUUUUAGGGAAGAAAAUGAGAAAUUAAAUGUAUGGAAUGCAUGGUUGAAUUUAGAAUCCAAGUUUGGUACAUCUGAAACUCUCAAUGAUGUUUUCCAAGAAGCUGUAAAAAGCAACGAUGCUUUAAAAAUUUAUACGCACAUGUUAACGGUACACGUUGAAUCAAAACGACAAUUUGAAUUAGAGAAACUAGUUAAUACUUUUAUAGCAAAAUUUAAACAAAAUCCACAAGUGUGGGUGGAAUGUGGCAGUGCAUUACUAAAACUUGGUUUGAAAGAUAAGUCUAGACAAAUAAUGCAAAGAGCGUUACAAUCUUUACCAUCAUCGGAACAUGUCAAUAUUAUGGUACGUUUUGCAAAUCUUGAAAAUCAAUUUGGAGAGAAGGAAAGAUCGCAAACAUUGUUUGAACAAAUUUUAUGCUCGUAUCCCAAACGCGUCGACAUAUGGUCAUCUUAUGUAGAUUCUUUGGUAAAGUCAGGAGAGAUUGAUAUUGGAAGGAAAGUCUUAGAAAGGGCAAUCGUCCAAAAUCUACCACCCAAAAAAAUGAAAACACUUUUUAAGAAAUUUAUUUCCUUCGAAGAAAAACACGGUACCUCAGAAGACGUACAACGUGUACAACGUGUUGCUACAGAAUAUAUAGAAAAUCAAUGUAAUGAACGUAUAAAUUAAUUAUUAUAAGUUUAUACUAUUAUUUGUAUUGUAUAAAAACGUAAGAAUUAAUGAUAAUAUUUUAUAGUGUUAUUCUUAUGUUAUAACUUAAGAAUGUUAUACUGUAAAUACAUUGUAUAGAUAAUUGUAAAAAUAAACUUUUUCACAA
Polistes canadensis is the source of this 1921-nucleotide messenger RNA. RefSeq names its product protein RRP5 homolog (gene Rrp5). Gene Ontology annotation, cellular component: nucleus; nucleolus; small-subunit processome. The coding region runs from base 232 to 1773 and encodes 513 amino acids. The record is from RefSeq and is a predicted model, not a curated record. Gene Ontology annotation, biological process: rRNA processing. NCBI's taxonomy places the organism in Eukaryota, Metazoa, Arthropoda, Insecta, Hymenoptera, Vespidae. The transcript is spliced from 5 exons. Gene Ontology annotation, molecular function: protein binding; RNA binding.